AUGAUGGACAGCCGGUCCGCAGCUCGUCGCUCGUCAGAAGCGAAAUCGGGAUCGGAUUCGGAAGGAGCGAACGACAUGCGAGACGAGGAACGCGGGUGGAGCCCGUCGGAGGGAAGCGAGGGGUCGAGCGACGGCAGCAGAGGCGCGGAGGAGGCGCAGCGCGGAAAUAACGCGCGGAGAGCGGCGGCGGAGGUUGUAGCAGAGGCGGAAGAAGAUUCAGGCGUGCGGGAAGUGGAGGAAGAGGAACUAGGGGAUGAGGCGGAGGCGGAGGAGGGGGAGGAGGGGGAGGAGGAAGGGGAGGAGGGGGACGACGAUGCGGACGAGCCUCCUGAGGAGUCUUUUCAGCCUUUUCAGUUUGCGCCCGAUUCCCCUCCCCCCGCGGCUCUUCCGCUCCCCGAGAUGUCCCCCGCGCCCUUGGAACGCGCGCGAGUCACGACCCCAUCUGACGACGACGAGGAUGAUGAUGACGUGGCGGAUGACGACGAUGACGUGGACGAAGAUCGUCGCAUGGGCCCGCGGCUGCCACGUCGGCCUGCGAGAGCCGCAGGAUCCACUCGGGCUGUAGCGCGGGGGACGGCUGUAGCGCCGGAGAUGACUGUAGCGGAUCUGGAGUUCCCAGGGUCGCUGCUGGGGACGAUCGUGGACGGGUUGGGCAAGUGGCCUUGGACGGUUUGGCCUAACCACAUGCGCUCCUGCCUCGCUGCCGCUGCUCGCAUACUCCACGCUGCUACUCCCGCUGCUGAUGCUGGUUCUGGUGCUGCUGCUUCUGCUGGUGCGGCUGGUGCUGCACCUGUCGCAGCAGACCCGGACGAGUCAGGUCCUAUAGUGAGUCCCGCGGUGCGAGCAGAGGCGCAGCGGCUGAUGCGACGCGCUGUGCUGAAGCGCAAGCUGGCGACGCUCUUCCGGGAGGCCGCGCCCAGCCUGUUUGAGAAGUGCCUGGACGACCGCGCCAUCUGGAAGUGGGGACGCGACGUGCAUGGGAAUAUCUUCGAGGCGUUUGUUUCCCUUAUGGAUGUGAUUGUACUGAAGCUGCUUGAGUUGAUUAUAGCGAGGGAGGCUCUGGCGGAUGCAGCGGCUGCUGUGGCUGCUGCGGCUGGAGAAGGAGUGGUGGGUGGAGGGGAGGGGGACGGGCAGGGGGAGAGAGUGAGGGAGAGGAAGGAGGAGGUUGAGGAGGCAGAGAGGAGGAGUGUGGAGGUAGAAGAGGAGAUAGCAGCGCUUCUAACAGCCAUGGCGCAGGGAUGGGACAGCACGUGUCAGUUCCACUGCAAACACAAGAACGAGCAGCUGCCACGUGUCGCGCCGCGAUUGGACCGCCCGUGCUUCUAUGCCAUCUCCCUGCCCCUAGACCCCGCCCCAAUCGGCCCCUCCCUCCCCGGACUCCCUUCCCCCGGAUCCCAGGCGGCUGGGGGGAGGAGAGGCGGGGGGGAAAGGGGGGAAGAAGGGGAGGGCGGAAGCGUGGGCUCGCACCAGUGGCUGGUGCGGUUUCUGAACUACUUUGGGCAGACGGCGUAUGGGAAUGGGUAUGGACGCGUGGUGCAGGUGCUUCUGAGGCUCAUGUCGGGGUUUGACAGGCAGAUCGAAGCACAUGCUGCUAGGCUAGGAACAAUCAGACAAGAGCACGAACGGCAGCAACGGCACAAGUGGCAGGAGCAGCAGGGACGGCAGGAGGGUUUCGUGGGCAGGAAGGCGGGAUUACCACCCCCAUCGCCGUCCCCACCUCUCCCCCGCAUCCCCUGGCCGCGCAUGCCUCUGGUGGCUGUAGAGGCACUGCUGCGCCCCCUGGCAACUGCAGCAGAGUUCCUCACCCCUCACGUCGGCAACAUGCUGCUGCAGCCCUGCAAGGAAUUGCUGCUGGCCAUAACGCGGUGCAUCGGCUACCACAUGGAAUCUCUAAACGAGGGCCCCCGGGACGGCUCCUUCCAGUGCCUGUCACUCACUCUGCGCCACGUUCGCGCGCUGCUCGCCCUGCCCUCCUCUGCUAGUAGUGUUCGCGACAUUCUCUUUGACAUUAGUCUUGCGGAGGCAGAGGAGGAAGAAGAGGAAGAAGAGGAAGAGGAGGAGGAGGAGGAUGAGGAUGCUGAUGUUGACGAUGUGGAGGUGGUAGCAGAGGCAGUAGUGGGGACGGUGCAGAGGCUGAUGGUGAAGCGCAUGCUGGGAGCGCCAUCGUUCAGCAAGCAGCUCUCGGCUGCCAGGGAGAUCAACCGCAUGCUCGAAAGCUCAGCUGCUCUGAAGAUGAGGGACAAGGGAGCAGCCUUGAGAUCAACAAUCAAUUGGCUGGAGGCCAAUAAGAUUCUGCCACUUGUCCUGCGCUCCAACCUGCACCACAAGCAAUACGUGGACCAAGUGGUAAAGAUCAUGAGGGCGCUGCUCAACCAGCGUCGCCUGCUGGGGAAGCACCUGGACGCCGUGUGGGCUGCCACUGAGAAGCCCGACCAGUUUGAAGCGGUGAAGAACAACAUUUUCGAUCUGCUGGCGGAGCUGGCCUGGUCCUUCUCAGACGAGCAGCUCGACUCUCUCUUCUCCCGCCUGCAGCACAUCCAGGGUCGCUCAGCGGCAGAUAUAGCGAAGCUGAUGCAGCUGGUGAAGAAGCUCGCGCGGUCCGACACCCGUGGCGUCAUGGCCUCCAGGCUGCUGCAGCUUCUCUGGACACUCGUAUUCGACCCGCCUCACACCCAUGCAGUCCCAACGUCAGGGUCAGCGUCAGCAUCAGCACCAGCAUCAGCAGCAGCAUCGGCAGCAGCACUGGCAGCAGCUGCAGAUGUUGCGUCAGUGAACGUGCUUGAAUCGAAGGCCCUCACGGAGGUGUUGGGCCACUAUGCUUCUGUUGGGUGUGCUAAUAAAGAGGAGUACAUGCAACGCUGCCUACAAGCCAUCUCGCGGGAAGAGAGUGUCAUACCAGCCCUCCAGCUGCUGCGAGAGAUCAUCUCUCUGCACCCCAACCCCGCUCCACCUGCUGAGGAGCAGCAGAUGCUGCAGGCUCAGCUGCAAUCACUGAAUGCAAACCAUGAGCUCGAGUACACUGUACUGGGCAGUCUACAGACCUACAAGGGCCUGGCCCGCUCCAUGUUCGCCUCUGCACGCUCUGCCUCCCCCCACCAACCACAGCCCAUGACUGCUCCAAGCAAACCUCUUCCAGUCAGCCCCGUUCCACCCAGCAGCAGCAGCUCACUACCUGUUCCAGACGCCAGCGUCCUGACCAGGAGUGACGGCAGUCCCAUGCAUGGCGUGGUGGUGGCGGAAGAGGUGAGGCAGGAGUGCCGUGGCGGCGGUGGGGUUGCGGCAGAAGAGGAGAGAUCGUCGCCCGCUAUGGACUGUGACGAGCCGCAAGGGCAGCAGCAGCAGGAGGAGCAGCAGAAGCACGGGCAGGAGGGGCGGCAGCAACAGCAGCAGUGCUCGCAGCAGCAGCAGCAGCAGCAGCAGCAGCAGCAGCAGCAGCAGCAGCAGCAGCAGCAGCAGCAGCAGCAGCAGCAGCAGCAGCAGCAGCAGCAGCAGCAGCAGCAGCAGCAGCAGCAGCAGCCAGCAGCAGCAGCAGCAUCAGCAGCAGCAGCAGCAGCAGCAGCAGCAGCAGCAGCAGCAGCAGCAGCAGCAGCAGCAGCAGCAGCAGCAGCAGCAGCAGCAGCAGCAGCAGCAGCAGCAGCAGCAGCAGCAGCAGCAGCAGCAGCAGCAGCAGCAGCAGCAGCAGCAGCGCAGCAGCAGCAGCAGCAGCAGCAGCAGCAGCAGCAGCAGCAGCAGCAGCAGCAGCAGCAGCAGCAGCAGCAGCAGCAGCAGCAGCAGCAGCAGCAGCAGCAGCAGCAGCAGCAGCACGUGCAGCUGCAGCGGCAGUUGGAGCAGUGCACGUUGGUGGAUGGAAGGCACUCCCACCGCGACAACAUCACUGCCCGCCUCUCCUUCCUCCUCUGGGCGCUGCAGGUGCUUGCUUCCCCUCUUCUUUUCGUGGCGCUCUUGGAUUGGUUGACGCAGCUGCCUCCGGAGCAGUUCUCGCCUGUGGCUUGGAGGUGGGUGGGCUUGCCAAUGCCGUGGACUACUGUAGCAGCAGCACUCCCAGUGGGAGCAGGAGCAGUAUCAGGGGGAGCAGCAGCAGGGGAGGGCGUGCAGGUGGCAGUGGCGGGGGAUGUGGGCGGGCUGAAGGGAGUGGACCUUGUGUGGUUGCUGGCUCUGCGCUGCCCCUCCCCUGCCAUCUGGCAACCCUGCAUCCAGCUAUUAAGGGACCUGCACUCCUCGCUUGUAGCCCCAGAAAAGGCCAAGCUAGUGGCGGUGCGGCAGAGCUUCAUAAGCGAGUGCAUGCGGCGCCUUGCUGCUGCGAUGCAGCAGCUGGAGGGAGGGACAAGUGUGGAACAUAACGGGCAGAAGUUGGGGGGGCAUAACGGGACCGUGGAAGGGAGAAGCGCAGGAGGAGUGACGCCCACUGGGAGGGAUGCUCUGCCCAUGGAAACGAGUGCGGAGGAGAGUGAUGGCGGGGAGAGGACGGGUGAUGCUAGGGACGGUGGCGGUGGUGAUGUGGCAAUGGCUGGACAGGAGGACGAGGGUGGCUUGGAAGCGAGGGAGGAGGAGAGGGAGGGCGGGGGCGCAGGGAGUGGGGAGAUGAAUGGUGAAGGCAGGGGUGGUAAGGGUGGCAGGAGCAGCAAGGGUGGCAGCAGUUUGGAAGGGCAGGCGUCAGCAGAGGAGCAAGCACAACGCUGCAGGCGGUCAGAACCACUGUUCUCCUCCCAUUGCAUCAUCACCUCCUCCAUGCCCCAUGCCCCUCUCCCCCACUUCCCCUCCCAGCAAUUCCUCACGCGCUGUGAGGCCUCCUGCCCGCGCAAAGUCCCGGCCCAUGGUGCCUCCUACCAGGGCAGGCCGUUUCAGGUGGAGCUGAAUCCCCGACCUCGCAGCAGGCAGCAAGGGGAGGGAGGGGAGGCAGAGCUUCCGGGAGUGCUCAUGGCACGACAGGGGGAGGUGUACGGCACUCUCUUGCGCCUGCUUCAAUCCGCCAACCAUCAAGUGCAGCAGGCAGCGGACGAGCUCCUCAUGCUGCUGCCAACACACCGCGCCAUUCUUGACGAUUUCAUGAGCAUCCAGUCAGCGCCAUCAGCAGUCGAGGCUGCCACCAUUCUGACGCAUCUCCUGCGCCCCUCACCACGCCUUGUUUAUACACUGCAGGUGCUGGACGGGCUAUUGCUGCCUGUCAACCGCCAGCCCUCGCCUGCCACCCUUCGCUUCCGAGCGAGCUUUCUCCAGUCCAAUGGUUUCAGUGCACUCGUGUCAGUCUUUCAGAGCCAAGCACUGCCGCGUGCAGCGGAUGACAGCACGAGGCGGAAGUGCUACAUGAGCGCCCUGCACAUUCUCAAGCUCAUGCUGUUUGGCGAUCACUUUGGUGGCGCCUCUAGCACAGCACCAGGCCUCUGGGAAGACUGGGAGGAGGAAGGCAGCGACGAGGAGCAGCUGCCAGAUGCCGCAUACACAGCCGCAGCAUCAGGAACUGUCGCAAGCACUAUAGAGAGCAUUGUGGGGAGCACUGUAGCGCGUACAGUGCCAGUGGCGGCCGCCCCUCUCCUUGCCACGGCACCUGGCGAUUCGUCUGAGCCAACCUGCCUCAUCCGGGCGGAUGGCACAGUGGUGGUCGCGGAAGCAAAGAGGGUGGGUGAGGGGAUGGACGAGGGGGAGGAGGAAGACGUGGAAGUACAGGACAUUAUUCUAGAUAACGGGGGACUCACUGUAGAUACUUUGGCCCCUGUGCCUGAAAGGGAUGUGCCGCCAUUUGUAGCAAUCAUGGAUGCGCCGUCUACCCUGCUGCCGGCUGAUUGGUCAGAGCUCACCAAUACCAUCAUGAUGCUCGCCUGGGCGGCAUCGAUUGGCUCUUUGCAGGCCAUGGCGUCACCCAAUCCGCACGCAUUCGAUACUGCAGCAGCUGUUGCUCACCUGGCCCUGCAGUCUCGGCUAAAGCAGCGGGUGGAGCAGGCCGGCUCAGGGAAGGGGGGAGGGGAGGAGAGCGAUGAAUCAGAGGACGAGGAUGAUGAGGAGGAAGAGGAUGAGGACGGGGCGGAUUCACCGUUACAUCCUGAUGAUGCAUGCCUGGCGAUAGAAGGAGCGGUGGUGCUGUCAGAGUGCCUGGGUCGUCGGAGAGAGAUCGCCACCAUCCUCUUCUCCUCUCACUUCGUUUCCCGAUUCAUUGUUGACACCUGCUUGCACUGUCCAGAAACUGAAAUUCGAUACAAAUUUGCGGAGCUCUUUCUUCACAUAAGCCUGGAAAAGUGGCCGCCACUCCCCUCCUCCACCACACAGCCAGCAGCACCACCAGUCGCACCAGCUUCCACAGCACUACCAGCAGCAGCAGCAGCAAUGUCAUCGCGAGCAGCAGCAGUGACAGGCCAGGCUGGUGCCACUCUCGGCCUCCCAGGCCCUCCCUCACGCCCCUUCACAUCCAUCCACUCCUGCAUCUUCCACUCCCUCGCCUCUGCCCGCGCUGCUGCUGACAAGCAGCCAAAACACAACAGACCAUACUGGGAGUUGCUGUGCAAGGUGGUGCAGGGGGUGUAUCUUCGAGACGAGGAGGAAGUUGUCAGGAAGCUUCUGGACGAGGAGAUUCGCUGGCUGCAGCACGUGACAUGGGGAAUGGAUGGCAGGGAAGAGCUGCUGGAGGGUCAUCUGCUGCUGCUCAAGGUGCUCGUGGAGGUGCUGGAGUGCCGCCCCCUCGUGGCCUGCUCUCCACCCCACGGCCAUGGGCUGUUGCACCUGCUCAUCACUCGCUGCCUCUUCCCCGAGUGGCCGGUGGUCGUUCCCAGCCACCAACAACAACAACCGCCACAGCAGCAACAACACCACAACCACCAUCACCACCACCAACAACAACAACAACACCAACAACACCGACAGCAACAUCAACAGCACCAGCCACCAGGCGAAUCCUCUCCUCCCACGACCUGGGGCCUUCUCUCUGCCAGCCCCCACGAUGCUGCAGUCUUCCGCCCCCUCUGCUCCGCCUCGCCCUCCCGCAACGCUGCCUUCACCCUCCUCCUCGCCCUCUGUGCCAAGACCCCUGAAGCCCUACGAGAGCUCGCCUCGCUGCUGCUGCCGCUGCACUUUGCCUCGGUGGAGCACGAGUUGCCGUCGUGGGAGUACCUCCCCAGCUGCGCCCCCCGGCCACGUGUGGGAUAUGCAGGCCUCAAGAACGCAGGAGCCACGUGCUACAUGAACAGUGUGUUCCAGCAGCUCUUCAUGCAGCCCCAAGUGCGCCGUGCCCUCCUUGCCUUCCCUGAGACACCCGAAUCGGACCGACCUCUGUCUGUGAUUUACCAAGUGCAGGCCAUUUUCAGCUAUCUGCUAGCAGGCUGCCCUGACUACUUUGUUCCAGAGGGCUUCUGGGAUGCCUUCAGGGACUACGACGGGCAGCCGGUGAACCUGAGGGAGCACCAAGACGCGUUUGAGUUCUUCAACCGGCUCUACGACUCGCUGGAUGAGAGCAUGAAGGCACAGCGGCAUUCCCCCACGCUCACCUCCAUUUUUGGCGGACAUUUUGCACAGCAGAUCAUCUGUCGGGGCUGCCCCCAUCGCAGUGAGAGGGAGGAGCCGUUCGCAGCAGUGAGUGUGGACGUGAAGGGCAAGCGCGGGCUGCAGGAGUCGCUAGAGGCGUUUGUGCAAGGCGAUCUGCUGGAGGCAGAUAACGCCUACUUCUGUGGGCAGUGCGGCAAGAAGGUGGACGCACUGAAGCGUGCGUGCAUCAAGACCCUGCCGCCCACCCUGAUAAUCCACCUGAAGCGCUUCGACUUUGACUACGAGACGAUGCAGCGCCUGAAGCUCAAGGAGCGAUUCACCUUCCCGCUCUCACUCAACAUGCGGCCGUUCACCCGCGAAGGGCUUGCUCAGAAGGAGAGAGAGCAGAGAAGGGGACGGGUAGGGGGUGCAGAGGGGAAGGAGGAAGGGAGGGACGAGGGGGGAGAGUUAGAGCAGGGGCGGGAGGAGGGAGAGGGGGAGGAUAAAGGAGGUGAAAGCGUGAAGGAAUCCAGAGAGGAUAGGGUUGAAGGGGGUGUGGAGGAGAAGGGAGCUGCAGGUGGGGAGGAGAGGAGCGACGGGUAUUAUGAGUACAGCUUGGUGGGAGUGGUGGUGCAUUCUGGAACGGCGUUUGCGGGGCAUUAUUACUCGUACAUCAAGGAGAGGAGCGGCGAUUCUCCGCUGCAUCACAGUCGUCCAUCUCAAUCCCGGUGGCUGUGCUUCGAUGACAAGCGCGUGGAGGCAUAUGACGUGAGAGGGCUGGAGAAGGCAUGGGCUUUUGGGCAGCGGUGGCUGUGCUUCGAUGACAAGCGAGUGGAGGCGUACGACGUGAGAGAGCUGGAGAAGGACUGCUUCGGAGGGAAGUACUCCGCUGAGGUGUAUGACAACCUCAUCAAGACCUCGUCGCCUCAGGAGUUUGACCGGCCCAACAGCGCGUACAUGCUUUUCUAUGAGCGAAUUGCUCCCACUGCUGCUGGCACCAGCACUACCAGUGCUGCCCCUGUGGCCGCCAAUACCACUGCCACCACCACUGCCACAGGUGGUGCUGCCAAUACAGCUGCAACUGCAGAAGGGAUGAGGGCGACAGGAGAGGCGCCAGCAGCGGCAGCCGCAGCAGAGACAGCAGCAGGCGCCCCAACCACCACAAACACUGCCACCACCAUCACCCCAUGCACAGCAGCAGAGGAGAGGGCAGAUGGAGCUGUAGAGCCUUACAGCAUCCCUCCCAGCAUACACCACUGCGUGUGGCAAGAGAACCUCAGGUUUCAGCAGGAGUCACGGCUAUUGGAUCAGACAUACUUCCGCUUCCUGCUGCAGCUCGCACGGGUCAACCUCGACGUCUUUCAAAUGUGCCAUGACCGAGGAAAAAUGGCGGCGUUAUCAGACGCAAGGGCGGGCGGGGUGAAGGCGUCACCACAGCGCAGCGAAGCACUGAGGGUGGAGCGAGCAGCGGAGGAGACUGCAGAGGCGCUGCUGUCGCUGCUGCUGCCGUUCCUCUUCCGGGUCUACUUGCGAGCGCAUGCCAGCCUAAGGACAGAGGACCCUCUCUGGACGGACGUGCUAUCUCGCAUGCUUGACGCCAACAGCACAGCCUGCCGCCUCUUCAACGCGCGCAUGGCGGGCAACAGGCGCUGGCUCUUGCUCUUCCUCCUCAAAUGCCCCAUCAACGCCAUCUCUGUGGCUGUAGCGGAUCUGCUGGUAACCAGCUGCCACAGCGCCACCUGCUUCGUUAACGCACAUCCAUUGGCUGCUGGUUCAACUGUGCCCACUGCAACUCCUGCUGCGGCUGCUGCUGCAGCAGGAGGAGCUCCUGAAGGGCCGGCAGGGGAUGCUGGGGCAGCUGGAGCAGCAGGAGGGGCAGGGUCAGGUGCAACGGGGGAAGAUGCAUUGAAUGUGGAUGCGUUGAUUGAUUCGCUGGUUUCGCUGCUGAGAGACGCCAGUGGCCCCUCCUGCCAUGUGGACAACCUGUGCAGCAUCUUAGUGGAGUAUGCACGCAUCGGCCCUACCCAGCGCCUCUCCCUCAUUCGCAGACAGCUGCCCGCCACCUGUCUUGACUAUCUAGACCGAGUGGGAAUCGCAGCAGCAGCCAAGCUCCAUCUCUCGCCCCUCCACUCCCUCCUCUCCAUCCUCAUCCGCUCCUGCUACCCCCGCCCUCCCCCCUCUCGCCGCCCCACCCCCGCUUCCACCCCUGCAUCAGCGGGGGAUGUGGGGGGGGAUGAGGAGGGGGAAGGGGAAGGGGACGAGGGGGGAGGGGAAGCAAGGGCGCAUGGAAGGGGGAGGAGGAAGGGGGAGGGGAGGUCGCAUGGGAGGGAGGAAAGGGGUAAGGGGAAGGCGGGGCAGGGGGGAGGAGAGAGGCGGAGGGGGCAUGGUGGGGCUUCUGCAGGGGCAGCAGGGGCGGUUGGGGCAGUGGGGGAGGCGGAAGAGGAGGGAGGGGAGGAGGAGGACGCUGGGUUGCAAAAUCCGGCGUUUUUUGGCUGCCCAGUGGCGGUGCUGCCGCCCCGUGUGGCUCAGCUUGCGUCAGACCCGGAUUACGUCAAUCUGCUGGUUAGUAUUUUCGGUCUGUGCUGCUGUGGAAUGUUGGUGAGGUAA
Closterium sp. Naga37s-1 is the source of this 10056-nucleotide messenger RNA. NCBI's taxonomy places the organism in Eukaryota, Viridiplantae, Streptophyta, Zygnematophyceae, Desmidiales, Closteriaceae. The record is from the annotation of a GenBank genome assembly.